UUGUUAGGGGAGAGGGCAAGGGUUAGGACCCAGGGCACUGGGAGCCCAGGGCCAGGAGGCGAGCUCCGUGCUUGGUGCUUGGAGGAAGCCCCGCCUGGCGCCAUGGCCUUCCUGGUAGCUGGGACCCUGCAGGUGGCCACGCAGAUGGCAGAUAAUCGAGACAGCCUGGGGAGAAAGGGGAAGUACAACGUGCAGGGUCCAAGGGCAGCCCUGAUGCUCAGCAGCCCUGGGGUGGCAGCCACUGCAGUCACUGCCCUGAAGGAUGUGUUCCAGGCCCUGGGCUUUGAGAGCUUCGAAAGGAGGGAGGUCCCGGUCCAGGGCUUCCUUGAGGAGCUGGCUUGGUUUCGGGAGCGGCUGGAUGCCCACAGACGCCUUGUGGGGUGUGCCCUAGUGGCCUUGGUGGCCCCCAGAGGGCAGCUGUGGCAGCCACAGCAGCUAGUCUGGGAGCUGAGCAGCUGUGGGGUCCUUCAGGGCUGCCCCAAAGUCUUUCUGCUGCUCCCGAGUGGCCCUGGUGCCACCCUGGAGCCCGGAGCCUUCCUCAAUGGCCUGAGAGAGCUCUGUAGCCGCACUCCUCACUGGUCCCUGGUGCAGCUGCUGACAGAGCUCUUCCACAGGGUGGCUGAAGAGUCCACAGGGGGCACCUGCUGCCCUGUUCUUCAGAGCUCCUUGCGGGGGGCACUGUGCCUGGGAGGCGUGGAGCCCUGGAGGCCUGAGCCAGCCCCUGGUCCCAGCACUCAGUAUGACCUGUCCAAGACCAAGGCUGCCCUCCUCCUGGCUGUGAUCCAAGGCCGGCCUGGGGCCCAGCACGAUGUGGAGGCGCUGGGGGGCCUGUGCCAGGCCCUGGGCUUUGAGACCACCGUGAGGACGAACCCUACAGCCCAGGCUUUCCAGGAGGAGCUAGCCCAGUUCCGGGAGCAGCUGGACACCUGCGGGGGCCCUGUGAGCUGUGCCCUUGUGGCCCUGAUGGCCCAUGGGGGACCGCAGGGUCAGCUGCUGGGGACUGACGGGCAAGAGGUGCAGCCCCAGGCACUGAUGCAGGAGCUGAGCCGCUGUCAGGUGCUGCGGGGACAUCCCAAGAUCUUCCUGCUGCAGGCCUGCCGUGGGGGAAAAAGGGAUGCUGGUGUGGGGCCCACAGCUCUCCCCUGGUACCGGCGCUGGCUGCCGGCACCUCCAUCUGUCCCCUCCCAUGCAGAUGUCCUGCAGAUCUAUGCCGAGGCCCAAGACAGCUCCGGCAGGGGCCCCCCUUCAGGGAGCUCCCACCAGGCAGACAUCCUGACGGUCUACGCAGCCACUGAGGGCUAUGUGGCCUAUCGGGAUGAGAAGGGCUCAGACUUUAUCCAGACCCUGGUGGAAGUCCUCAGAGCCAACCCCGGGAGGGACCUUCUGGAGCUGCUGACUGAGGUCAACAGGCGGGUGUGUGAGCAGGAUGUGCUGGGCCCCGACUGCGAUGAACCCCGAAAGGCCUGCCUGGAGAUCUGCAGCUCGCUCCGGCGCCGGCUCUGCCUCCAGGUCUGACAGCGCCGCGGCCACCAGGGGGCUGCUGAGACCGCCACUGUUGCCUCCCUCCACCACCCACCCCGCGGUUUCCUCAUCUGAGAGCGAGGCGUGGCAGUGUGGGGGUGGGCGUGCAAUAAACGUCUGCCGUGAACAGU
Messenger RNA from Saimiri boliviensis boliviensis (Bolivian squirrel monkey), 1652 nucleotides. Its product is annotated as caspase-14. Gene Ontology annotation, molecular function: cysteine-type endopeptidase activity. NCBI's taxonomy places the organism in Eukaryota, Metazoa, Chordata, Mammalia, Primates, Cebidae. The record is from RefSeq and is a predicted model, not a curated record. Gene Ontology annotation, biological process: proteolysis.